Messenger RNA from Drosophila santomea, 423 nucleotides. Its product is annotated as amyloid-beta A4 protein. Lineage: Eukaryota; Metazoa; Arthropoda; Insecta; Diptera; Drosophilidae. Bases 1 to 351 code for a protein of 116 amino acids. The transcript has 2 exons. The record is from RefSeq and is a predicted model, not a curated record. Gene Ontology annotation, molecular function: serine-type endopeptidase inhibitor activity.
AUGCGUUUAACAAUCAUUUGCAUGUUCUGCCUGGCAGCUGGGAUCCUGGCUGUCGACAUGGACUCGGAUUCCCUACAGGAUCAGUACGAAAAGGAACAGUACCAAAUUCGCAAAAAGAUUUGCCUUCAAGACUGGGAAUAUGGAAAGUGCAGGGGCCGCCGAAAACUCUGGUACUACAAUACCCAAAAAUCCAAUUGCCUUCCGUUUAUCUACUCCAAUUGUGGGGGCAAUGGUAACCUUUUCUAUACCAAGGAUAGUUGCAUGGAAUAUUGUGGCAGAUACAACUGGAAGAAGGGUCGAAAGUCAGCUCGUCUACGUAUAGCUGCUCCUAAAAGUAAAGAUGGCAAUUAAGUGCCCUUUACUACUAUUAUAUACUUUAAUAUAAUAAAUAAUAAUUAAUUAAUAAAUAAUUAAUGGAAAUUA